Molecule: messenger RNA, 885 nt
Organism: Podospora anserina S mat+
Lineage: Eukaryota; Fungi; Ascomycota; Sordariomycetes; Sordariales; Podosporaceae
Exons: 4
Coding region: 1-885 (294 amino acids)
Biological process (GO): intra-Golgi vesicle-mediated transport; retrograde vesicle-mediated transport, Golgi to endoplasmic reticulum; endoplasmic reticulum to Golgi vesicle-mediated transport
Cellular component (GO): COPI vesicle coat
Molecular function (GO): protein binding; structural molecule activity
Source: RefSeq, a predicted model, not a curated record
AUGGAUCCCUACUCGGCCGAAGGCGAACUCAUCAACAUCCACAACCACUUUCACCAAGGACAAUACCAAGAAGUGGUCGACUACGAUGUUUCCACCCUGUCCUCCGAGAACGAGCUCCCCGCCCGUGUCCUCCAGCUGCGAGCUCGCAUCGCUCUAGGCCAGGCCGAGGAUGCCCUCGCCGACGUAACGGGCGAGAAGGAGCCAGAGUUGCAGGCCAUCGCUGCCCUGGCCGAGCAAGCGCUUGGGAACGGCGACAAGGCGGUUGGCAUCAUCGAGAAGCUCGCAGAGUCAGCGGCCGACAACACUACAGUACAGGUUGUGGGCGGGACAGUAUUGCAGGCUGCGGGCAAGAGUGAGGAGGCUUUGGCGCUUCUUUCGCAACACCAGGGAAGCUUGGACGCCGUUGCGCUUAUUGUGCAGAUCCAUCUGCAACAAAACAGAAAUGACCUUGCCGUCAAGGAGGUUACCGCCGCGCGGCGGUGGGCGCAGGACAGUUUGUUGGUGAACUUGGCAGAGUCUUGGGUUGGGUUGAGGCUGGGCGGUGAGAAGUACCAACAAGCCUUCUACGUCUUUGAGGAGCUCGCGCAAGCACCCGCUACAUCAUCAGUCCGGUCCCUCGUCUCCCAGGCCGUUGCCGAGCUUCACCUUGGCAGAACAGAAGAGGCCCAAGCUGCUCUCGACCAGGCCUUGAAAAAGGAGCCAAAGUUCGCCGAGGCCAUCGCCAACCUUCUGGUGCUGAACGUCAUUGCCGGCAAGGAUGGUGCGGAGCAGAAGACUCUUCUCGAAGCCACAGACGCUCAACACCCUCUCCUGGUGGACCUGGCGGAAAAGAGUGAUUUGUUUGACAAGGCGGCGUCAAAGUACAGUGCCAAGGUCUCUGCGUAG